CGGGCCGGGCGGCGGCGGCGCCGGGCGAACGGGCGGGGGAACGAAGGAAGGAAGGAAGGAAGGAAGAAGGGAAGGACGGACCGACCAAGCGACGCGGCGCCAGGUCGGAGGAGCCGCGGCCGCGCCCGUGCGUGUCGGCGGCGGCCAGGAUGGAUCAUCACCAGCCCGUCAGCCGCUACCAAGUGCUUCACAAUGAGGAUGACCCCCCAGAGUCUUCAGCAGCUGAGCAGCCUUCCACAUCUGCAGAGACUCCGCAGCCUCCACAGCCAGCAGCCUUACCUGAGGCAGAUACUUCCCCUCCUCCUUACUGUAGCAUAGCUGUGGAAGCAGCUGCAACCUCCUCAGACACACACAAUGAGUUUUAUCCUGUACCACCUCCAUACAGUGUAGCUACCUCUCUUCCUACGUACGAUGAAGCGGAGAAGGCCAAAGCUGCAGCCAUGGCAGCUGCUGCAGCUGAAGUUGCCCAGCGACACGCCCAGUUUAGGGAAUCUAGGAGUCAAUCUAGGAGUCUGUUUGAUGAAAUAUUCCUCAGUCGUCCAGAGGAAGAAGAGUAUCCACCACGGGAUGAUUUCAGUGAUGCAGAUCAGCUUAGAGUGGGCAAUGAUGGCAUCUUCAUGUUGGCAUUUUUCAUGGCAUUUAUUUUCAACUGGAUUGGAUUUUGUUUAUCCUUCUGUAUAACAAAUACCAUAGCUGGAAGGUAUGGUGCAAUCUGUGGAUUUGGUCUCUCCCUGAUCAAAUGGAUUCUCAUUGUACGGUUUUCAGAUUAUUUUACUGGAUAUUUCAAUGGACAGUACUGGCUUUGGUGGAUAUUUCUUGUACUUGGACUCCUUCUGUUCUUUCGAGGCUUUGUUAAUUAUCUUAAAGUCAGAAAUAUGUCUGAAAGCAUGGCAGCUGCUCACAGAACAAGAUUUUUUUUCUUGUACUGAAGACUGCAUCGAACAGACAUUCCUUUCCUGUGCUGGUGUGAAACUUCCAGAUGAUCUGUAACCCUCCAAGUUAAUAAGAUAGAAGACUACUAAAACCAGAAGACAAAUUAAUGAAAAUAUGGCUUCAAAAAUAAAUGACAGGAUGGCUUAUGAUCAAGUACCAGUUCUUGUCAUUCUAGGAAAUAUUUAUAAUUGCUGCCUUUUGUUUUAGCACAUUUGUAUAUGUGCUUGUUAAAAAGAUAGUUUGUUCUUACUUCAAUACUAUCUGUAAGUAUAGAUUAGAUACAGUCAGACUCAGUAAUCUCUGCUUGUUAUAUCUGAAAGAUUUGAGUGGUAACUUGUUUCACAGCUUGUGUGUACCACUGACUUGGUGAUCUGAACUUCUGAGUACAAUGAAAUGCAUUAAAUAAUUCAGAUUAACCAGUUUAGACAGGUUUUUUUAUAUAAUUUAGAUUCAUCUAAUGAUUGUAUAGAACAUUUUUAAGUUUAUUAAACCCCAGAAUUCCUUGUCACAAACUUAUAUUCACCAAUAUUUUAUUGAAUCCAACACAGUAUACUGGUUUGUGCUAAAACUGAUACAUUUUGAGUCCCCUGUAAAUAACUCUGCAUAAAUGACUGUUUUAAUUGCUUCUUAGGAAAUAUGUCAAAAUAUAUUUUGUAACAACAUAUUCUCUAAAUUUUGUUUAAUCCUAGAGCUAUAUACAUAUUUUUUUGUUAAUUGGCUAUUAAAGUUUAGUUAGUAGUAGAUGUAACUUUGGAGGUUUGCAUUCUUGAGGUCACUAUAAAUACAACAUCCACAUUGAGUGCUUCUCAAAAAAAAUCAUACAACUACUUUAUAAUGCUUGUUUAGAAUAAAUACAUUGCCAUUUUAUAAGAACAAAUGAGUUUAAAUGCAAGGUAAUUUGGGAAGUAAUCUAUGAAGGGAAAAAAGAAAUCUCUUAAAGCUCUGAAAGUAGAAAAUGUGUUUUACCUCUCCCUUUGUUCAUUUAAGGUAUGCCAUUACGUUCUUAUAAAUAUCAUCUCUUUAAGGGGUACUGUCUGCAGUUCAUGCAUGUGUAGUUUCUUUUAAAGUUUGUGAAAUUUAUUCUUCUUUAAAUAGAAGACAACAUCUCUCAGUCCUUUGUACAACUGGAAUCUCAGUUGCAAAAAUACAUUGGCUGUUGGUUGCACCUUUGAGGAAAAAUGUACAAAUAGUUUCCUCUAUUUUCUUUUUAAUUACAAUUCUGGUUUUUAUUACUAACGUUAAAAACAGUGAGGUUUAUGUUGUGUUAAGCUAGUGCUGUAUUGAGUUUUGUAUCUAUAAUUAAUGUUUAAAAUAUACAUAUGUAAACAUUUUCAUUUUCCUAACCUUUCAGAGAUAACUGUUAGUGACUAAAACUUUAGGGGCACCUCUACUUUUCAGCUUUUUAUGGAAGAAAAAACUUAAGUAUUAUGUUCAAUAUCCUAUUGGGAUUUCCUUCUAAAGUUCUAUUUGUUUCUGUGUUCUUUUGCAUUCAUUGUCCAGAUGAAAAAGAAGCGAAUAAUAAAGCAUUGCUUUGUUUUGCUAAUUAAGA
Molecule: messenger RNA, 2482 nt
Organism: Serinus canaria (Common canary)
Lineage: Eukaryota; Metazoa; Chordata; Aves; Passeriformes; Fringillidae
Gene: NDFIP2
Product: Nedd4 family interacting protein 2
Exons: 9
Coding region: 150-929 (259 amino acids)
Biological process (GO): metal ion transport; vacuolar transport; ubiquitin-dependent protein catabolic process
Cellular component (GO): endoplasmic reticulum; Golgi apparatus; perinuclear region of cytoplasm
Molecular function (GO): WW domain binding
Source: RefSeq, a predicted model, not a curated record